Dimorphilus gyrociliatus is the source of this 2020-nucleotide messenger RNA. NCBI's taxonomy places the organism in Eukaryota, Metazoa, Annelida, Polychaeta, Dinophilidae. The record is from the annotation of a GenBank genome assembly.
GUUCCAAUAAGCGUCUUCUUGGCGGCUUCUCAAUCAACCAUCAAGUCAUCAAUUGUUAGCUUUAAAAACUACAUCAUUGGAUACAAUUUUUAUAAUUUCUAACUACAUUGUAACAGGUUUGAUUUGAAAAAGUAAUUUUCUUUGAACAAAGAAUUUUUAAUUUUACCACUUUUUUAUAAUGAAUAUAAUCAAUUUCUAAAAAUUUUCUUUUUCAAAUUAAGAAAAAUAUUGAGAUCCUUUAUUUAAUACAGUAUUAGAGGAGGGGCUGAAUGUCUUAAAUCUGUAAAAAUAAAAUUUGAAAAAAAGUGACAUUUAAAAAAAUGAUUUAAUUAACUUAGAAAUAUUAUACAUAUAUACACUUCAAUUAUCAAAUUGAAACAUUGCACAGCUGGUCCGAAUUAUUUGAGAUAUGCCGCCAAAAAAGAGUGCCAGCACCGUGUCUCCUAAAAAGACUAGAAGCAAAGCUCGGUCAACUUCUCGCUCGCGCUCCAGAGGAAGAUCACCAGGUAGAUCGAAGAAGUCAACGAAAACAGAAACAAAGGUUGAGGAGAAAGAUGAAACUACAAAACAAGUUAAAAGUCGUAAGCGUGCUUCAAGCAGUCGAGAGAGAAAAUCAGUAGAAAGAACAAGGACGUCAGCUCGACUUGAUAAAAUUAGAAACGACGAAAAAAAUGAAGUGAAGGAAGAAGUUUCGUCAACAACAACAGAGGCUUCUUUACGUAAACGCAAGUCUGAAAAAGUUCCAGUGGAGGAGAAAGUCUUUACCCGAGGAAUUAAAUCUCAGAAAGACGCAUCUGAUUCUAUUGAUAGAUCUUUCAGUAAAAACUGGCUGAGUGUUAUAUUGGCGAUUUUUGAACCUUUUAUUUUAAUUUUUACUGUUAUCUUUGUUUAUGCUGGAUGCGAAAAGAAAUAUUUUUGGAAAGAUCAAAAGUUUAACUUUCCUCAUUUUAAUUUGAGGUGGAAAUAUGAUUUUAGGAUCCCUUUUUAUUACUCAAUUUUUAUUCUCUAUAACGUCAUGCUCUACUACAUGCCAAUAGGUCAGAAAUAUGAGGUUAAAAUUGCUAAUGAAAUAAGACAGCAUCGGCUGAAUGGUUUAUGGCAGCAAAUAUUUAAUAUUCUAAUUAUUUUGGCAGUUUUUGGAUUAAAACAACCUAUUACAUUUUUAAUAACUAGAGAAUACUUGUUUGCUUUAAUGAUUACUGGCUUAUCAUUCUCUUUCAUUAUAGGAUUUAUUACGUAUUUGGCUACUAUUAAAUUGCCUGGAGAAAAUAUAAUAUUAGACAUAAUUAAAGGAAAGUUAAUAUCUCCCCGAUGUCUUGGCUUAGACUGGAAAAUUUUCUGUUUCUUUAGAGUGGGAUUAAACUUUUGGAUUACUUUGACCCUGUUAUAUUCUCUUGACAAUUAUCAAACAAGUAAAAUAAACAAAGGGUUAAUUUCAAUUACAGUAAUGCAAAUAUUGUAUUGUUUGACAUACAAUUUGGAAGAAAAAACUAUAUUUCACUCAAGUGAUGUACAAAAGACACCUUUCGGAUUAUUUAUGUCCAUUGCAUCUUUCUUUUACGUACCAUUUGCCCAUUCUGUCCAAGCUUAUUACGUUUGGAAGCACAAAGUCAUCGUUCGAGAUGAAUAUUUGAUAGCUGCUUCUCUGAUUUUUGCAUUUGGAAUCUAUAUAUUGUUUUCAUCUAAUAAGCAAAAACAAAAGUUUCGGGACGAUCCUUUUCAUCCUGAUGUCGCUCACUUGGAUAGUAUAUUGAGCCCUACAGGAAGGAGAAUUCUAGUUUCUGGAUGGUGGGGAUUUGUAAGGCGUCCAAAUUACCUUGGAGACAUUAUGACUGCAAUUGCAUUUUCCAUACCAUGUGGAUGCAAUUCACCAUUUCCUUGGAUAUAUGCGAUCAUGACAACUCUUAUUCUAACUUUAAGAAUCAAGGAAGACGAAAAAGGUUGCAAAGAAAGGCAUAAAAAAGCUUGGGACAGUUAUACAGAAAGAGUACCUUAUCGUUUGAUACCAUACGUGUUUUGA